Arabidopsis lyrata subsp. lyrata is the source of this 594-nucleotide messenger RNA. RefSeq lists its product as uncharacterized. The transcript has a single exon. Lineage: Eukaryota; Viridiplantae; Streptophyta; Magnoliopsida; Brassicales; Brassicaceae. The record is from RefSeq and is a predicted model, not a curated record. Bases 129 to 497 code for a protein of 122 amino acids.
UUGUUUCUUAGUAAGACACACACACAAACACAUGGGAACAAAAGAAGCUGUCUUCUUCUCUUUUCUAUUAUUUAUAUUUACUUGGUAAAAUAUCUUUCUUGUGCAGAACAGAAGAAAAAGAAACACCCAUGGCUCUGUUUUCUAGCUUCUCUGUUUCCGCGUUUCUCUUGAUCGUUGUAUCGGUUCAAUGGACUCUAGUUUGCAGUGAAUCCACAAUCUUAGCUUCUCCUGCUGUUUUACCGUAUAUCAAUGCACCAGAUAUGUCUUCAUUUUUCCCUUCUCCGACCAAAGACUGGCCAGUAGAGACAGCGACCUCUCCUGUUCCAGAACCAGAAGCGCCUGGUCCAAGCUCAGGCCAGCUUAAUGGGAAGAUUUCAGGCAGAUCAAUGCGGCUCCAUCCUGAUCUUUCUUUGGUUUUAGCCAUUGUUGGGAUCUGUAGCUUUCUCUGUGUUAAUGAAUCAAUGCUUGUUAGGUUUCUACACUUAUUGAUGUUGUAAUCUUUUGUGGUUCGCUUUUAGAGCAUCAUUGCUCCUUCAUGGAGUCUGUUUUGUUCUUAAUCACACGAACUUCAACAUAUACUACGUUGUUACUGUU